This is a messenger RNA of Haemonchus placei, 555 nucleotides long. The record is from the annotation of a GenBank genome assembly. Lineage: Eukaryota; Metazoa; Nematoda; Chromadorea; Rhabditida; Trichostrongylidae.
AUGUUUUCUCAGAUUGUUUAUUGAGCCUAAACUAGAGGCAUGAAUAAACAAGUUGGCACUAGGCCGGAUCCUACUAGUUGACUUGCACAAUGCAGUGCAACGCGAUUACAGAGGGCUACCUGUAGCCUAGUACCACUUGGAAAGAGGGGUGGAGCUCUUCCACCUGAGUACGACUACAAUACUGGAACUAUUUACCAAGAUAAGGAAGGUCAGCCAAUUUUCGGACGUGGAGAACUGCUUACAGACUACUGUCCCUACUAUAGGCGAUUGCAUAACGUUGGCACAGUCCGACUUCAAAUUGUCUGCCCAUCCUGCUCAGAGCUCUGUGGCUCCGAAUUCUGUGCGCCAGAAAAAUCUACGGAGAAACGGAUUGGUGAUCCGACUAGAACUGUCAUGAAGCCUAGCCUUCCUCUCAAUUAUGACUACCUUCGCUUGCUAUGGCUUCUCCAUGGCACUGCCAACAGCAAAAUCAAACAAAUUCCGACAUGGAAUUUCAGGGGCGACACAAUGAUGUUCACCGAACAUUCGAUGAACAGUAGGGAGUCAGGCUGUUAA